UAGCACGCACCGUUAGUAGGUCACAGUCGCAGCUGCUCCUUCUGCCGUCUAGAGGAGAAACUCACAAAUGGGCGCAGGCUAGUUGGCGAGGCAGGUGGGUGCCUAGUCAGCUAUACUGCGGGCGAUAAGCUUGUUUGAAAUAUUGAGAGCUAAUUGUUAUCAUGCUUGUGACACAAACUCUAAGGCUAGCAACAGCUAAAUAAAGUAGUAGGUCGUUGUUUUUCAUUUUAUUUUAUUUAUUAGCUAAGUCUAGCUAACGCGGAAGGCGUCUUCCUUCAGUGGAACCAAUGUGGUAACGCGUUUAAUGCUCAGCACCUUUUAGAAGGCAUUUCCUCCAGAUUUAAGGAUGUCUAAACGUCUGCGAAACACUGAGUUGUGCGCCGAUUGCUGUGUUCCAGAGCCUCGCUGGGCCUCCGUGAACAGGGGGGUGCUGAUUUGCGACGAGUGCUGCAGUGUUCAUCGAAGUCUCGGCAGGCACAGCUCCCAAGUCCGUCACCUGACACAUUCCACAUGGCCUCCAACGCAGCUUCAGAUGGUGCAAACGUUAAACAGCAAUGGUGCAAAUUCAAUAUGGGAGCACUCCCUUCUGGACCCUGCAUCUGUGAUGAGUGGAAAACGUAAAGCCAAUCCUCAGGACAAACUUCUCCCAAACAAAUCAGAGUUUAUUAGAGCCAAAUAUCAAAUGCUGGCAUUUGUCCACCGCGUGCCGUGCCGUGACGAUGACAGCUCUACUGCAAAGGAUUUAAGUAAGCAACUUCACUCAAGUGUGCGCACAGGAAAUCUUGAGACUUGUUUGAGGCUACUCUCUCUGGGAGCACAAGCUAAUUUUUUCCAUCCAGACAAAGGAAACACUCCUUUGCAUGUAGCCGCGAGGGCAGGCCAAGUGUCUCAGGCUGAACUGCUGACUGUGUAUGGAGCCGAUCCUGGAGCUCUAGACAACAGUGGCAAAACUCCCGUUGACUAUGCAAGAGAAGUUGGUCACUAUGACCUGGCAGACAGGCUGGUGGAAGUUCAGUAUGAGCUCACUGAUCGACUGGCAUUUUAUUUAUGUGGCAGAAAACCUGAUCAUAAAAAUGGCGAGCACUUCAUUGUUCCCCAGAUGGCUGACAGAAAUGUCAGUGCAGAUUUAACAGAACUCGCAAAAGCAGCAAAGAGAAAGCUGCAGUCUCUCAGUAAUCAUUUAUUUGAGGAGCUGGCCAUGGACGUGUAUGACGAAGUGGACAGACGGGAGACAGAUGCAGUGUGGUUGGCCACACAGAAUCACAGCACCUUGGUGACGGAGACUAUUCUGGUCCCCUUCCUUCCUGUAAAUCCAGAGUAUUCAUCAACAAGAAACCAGGGUCGACAGAAGCUUGCAAGGUUCAAUGCACAUGAAUUUGCAACAUUAGUCAUUGAUAUAUUAAGUGAUGCCAAACGCAGGCAACAAGGGAAUUCAGUUGGCAGCCCAAAAGACAACGUUGAACUCAUAUUAAAGGGCGUGGCUGUCAGACACAGCAGUGAUUAUGACAGUGUGGCUUCAGAUGAAGAUACAGACCAAGAGCUCCCUUCAAGCAAAGGAGACAGAACCAAGAGCCUGGACUCUGACAUUUCUGAUGGCCCGAUAACUAUGCAUGAAUACAUGGAGGUGAAAACCGCACUCACGGCCUCUGAAGCCAAGAUCCAGCAGCUUUUGAAAGCCAACGACAAUCUGAACGACGAGCUGAGGCUGAUGCAGAAAAAGCUGCAAUCUCUGCAAAGCGAGAACACCUCUCUCAGACGGCAGGUCACAACAAAUGUCUAUCAGACCCCCAGCAGUACAGACUACCCCGACCCAUCCAGCCCCUCAGCCCUGAAACGCCGGCAGUCUGCGCGGGCCAGUCGGCCAAUGUCAAUGUAUGAGACCGGCUCAGGCCUGAAACCCUAUCUUUCCAAAGGGGAAACUCCUUACCCAGAGGAGGGUCUCCCCAGCCUGCAACCCUUUUCACAUCAUACAGAAAGGGGUGCAUUUGUGACCUCUUCAUCCCUCCCCUCUUUUCCAUCCACCCUGUCUUGGUCCAAGGACGACACUUCUCAAAAGACCUCAAAGUUGGAAAAGCAAAGCAGCGUGCCAGAAAGUGAUUAUGACAACACAUUUAAUGACUCUGAGAUGGAUGAUUCUGGCUUCGGCAGGAGGGGGAGGCUGAGGAGCAGCGGCUGGCUGGGAGAGGGCAGCUCCAUUCCUGAGCUAGAUGAUCUGGAGAUGGAGCCGGACCCCACGCUUCCAAGCACGGAGGACGUCAUCCGCAAAACAGAGCAGAUCACCAAAAAUAUUCAGGAGCUCCUUCGAGCUGCACAGGAUAAUAAACAUGACAGACCAUGUGAGCGUGAGGGAGUCCGUCGACUCCGUCACAGCCUGGGAUGUUUCAGUACUCUGGUGCCCUGGGCCGAGAAGGUCCCCUCUCCCCUGCAGCCUCUCAGCCUGCGGUCCCCUGACCACACCUCCUGCUUUCUCCCCUGCUCAGAAAGAAUCCAUGUGGCUGUAACAGAAAUGGCUGCCCUCUUCCCCAAGAGGCCGCGUUCAGAGACAGUGAGAGGCUCUCUGCGCCUGCUGACCACCAGCGCCUGCCGCCUUCAGAACGAGUGCCGGAAAGCCGCACCUUUGGACGGCUGCUCAGGGCCGGACAUGCAGCUCGUGACCCAGCAGGUCAUCCAGUGUGCUUAUGACAUUGCCAAAGCCGCCAAGCAGCUCGUAACCAUCACAACAAAGGAGAAUACUAACUAAACAGCACUUAACAUGCUCCAAAGCCACCAUCUCAGUAUUGUUCCUAUAUUUUAUGUGAUUUUUUCAAAUGUUAUAUUUAAUGUAUUGUGGUAUAUGCAUGUGUGUGUUUUUUAUUUAAAAACAAUACUGACUAUAUCUAAAGGCGGUAGUGUAAGUGGGAAAGUAAAGAAAAUGCAAUGUUGAUGUAGCUAGUUAUUGUAGUAGCACAAUUUCUCUUAAGGUAACAUUUUCCAGCAAGCACAUCUGAAAUUACUCUAUUAUUGAGUGAUUGUAAAACAUCUUUACUCAGCUCAAAGUAGCCAAAACGAAAAGGAUGAAGCACAUUUGACUGCAUGCUAAAACAGAUCAACAAAAGCUGUACAAAACUUGUUUUGCUAUAUUCAGGGUUCCUAUACACUGUAAAACUCUAUACUUUUCCAGACUAAAUAUUUUCUGAUUUCUUGGUCUUUGCUGUCUGUUUUUAAAUGUAUAAAUGCAAAGGUUCCUCCUGAAUGUACAGCAGAAAUAAUUCUGCAGUAAAAAAUCUCCAUCUUUAUUUUGCUCAGAGACGGAGUAAAAACAGUUGCUGGUCCAGCUAAUUAUCAACAACAGAAAGAAACCUGAUAAAACGUUAUGCUCACAAACAACACCCGCUGUCACCCUGAUGGUUUGCCUGUCAAACGUGCUUGAGCUAUCUAUCCUAGCUGUGACAAGAACUGUCUGCACAGUUCCCUCAGCUUUGGAUUGUUUCCCCCUUUUUUAAUCCAAGAUUCCUAUUGUUUCAUAAUCCUGGAGCAAAAAAAGAGACCGUGUUUACUGCCAUACUCCCAUGUUUUCUCCAAAGAUGAUCUUUGUAGUAAAAGUGCUCACUAUGCCACCUACUGGCCAUAUCCAGUUAAAAUGGUAUUUCCUCUCAAGAAACGUUUUCUAUGAUCACCUUAAGAGAGUUUCAGACAACAAACUGACAUCCUUUAUAGUAGUACCUCCCUGUUUUAUUGGGUGUAUCAUAAAUGGGUCUAUUUCAGAAAAGUGUGUUUUAAAAUUACUGAUCCGCUUUGAAAAUCCAUGGAAAUAUUAAGAUUUAAUAUUGUUUCCUACUUUCAAGAUUUUUAGGGCCUCUGGUUCUACAAUAUGAUGCAGACUGUAAGGAAGGACAGAAAAAAGACAGUAAAUUAAAAACACCACUUCUUUGCUGUUUUCCUGAUACAUUUAUGGUCUCAAACUCCCAGCAUUCACUUCUGUCAUCAUGUUCCACCACCCGAGGUAGUGUCUGUCUGCGCUUGUGGUUUCCAAAGCAGCAAAGACUAAAAUGAUAAACUCAAGACCUGGCUUUAUAUAUGAAGAAAAACCAGACAUAAUUAUGGCAUGAGGCUGAAGUAAAUUCAGAUAUUGCAAAAAAAACUACAUAAAAGUCUGGAAAUACAUUUUCACCCCUUUUGUCUUUUUUUCACACUUGUCCAGAUCUGGAAAACACUGAAAUUAAAUAUAGAUUUUCAAAGACAGUGUAGGAACCCUGUAUGUAAUAAACAACAUCUUCCCUUCAAUUUCAAUAUUAAUAACUGACCAUUAAAUUAAUUUCCAUUCAUUGUUCAGACACACUUUCAUAGCUCUGCAAUAUUAUUGCUUGCUUCAAUGUAAAUUUGUAUGUUUUGUCAGCUGUCCAAGUGUAUCCCUGUCUGCAGUGCACUUGUUGAAACUGCUUAUCUGUGCCUGUUUGUCUAGUCAAUGAAAGCGAGUUAGACAUCUUUAGGGGCCAAGCUGUUUUUUCUCACCAGCAGGCAGAUCUUUUAGUAUUUAAUGUUCCAACAGGUUGGUUUCUUUCAACAGGCUCCAUAUUGUCUUGCAGCUGUUUCAUUCAGCUUAUAAUCACAUAAGACGUGUGUUUCGCUCCACCCCAUCUCUCCUGGUUUUGUUUUCAACGUGCAACAUAUGGGCUAGAACUCUAGAUGUUUCCUGUAUUCCUGAACAACCCAGUGUUUAUCUUCUGAAUUCAUUUUCGUAUUGAAAUCUCUUCCAAGUAACGUCCCAUCCUGUGCUCGACCGAAGUGCAGAGAUGUAUAAGAUGCAGCAUCCCAGCUGGAAUGAAGUAAAAAAUUAUUAUUUUUUAAAUAAACCUUAUUUAUAUGUAAACCUAUCAAA
Messenger RNA from Girardinichthys multiradiatus, 4858 nucleotides. It is a transcript of the gene git2a, whose product is annotated as G protein-coupled receptor kinase interacting ArfGAP 2a. NCBI's taxonomy places the organism in Eukaryota, Metazoa, Chordata, Actinopteri, Cyprinodontiformes, Goodeidae. Gene Ontology annotation, biological process: brain development; regulation of ARF protein signal transduction. The transcript is spliced from 22 exons. Gene Ontology annotation, molecular function: protein binding; GTPase activator activity. The coding region runs from base 347 to 2740 and encodes 797 amino acids. The record is from RefSeq and is a predicted model, not a curated record.